Messenger RNA from Coniosporium apollinis CBS 100218, 1518 nucleotides. RefSeq lists its product as uncharacterized. Gene Ontology annotation, biological process: carbohydrate metabolic process. The record is from RefSeq and is a predicted model, not a curated record. The coding region runs from base 1 to 1518 and encodes 505 amino acids. The transcript is spliced from 6 exons. Lineage: Eukaryota; Fungi; Ascomycota; Dothideomycetes.
AUGAUCAUCCCUCUGUUCGCUGCGCUGUUCUCAGCUGUGCUUGCAGUUCCAUACGAAGAAUACAUUCUUGCCCCUGACACUCGAACUCUCCGUCCUGUCUUAGUCUACCAGGUCAAUGGCACCGUUACAGACGCUGAAGCUCUUACGGGCGAUGAGCCAAAUGGUGCCGUUUUCGAUGGUCCCUCCGGAGUAACGUUUGACUAUGGCAAGAACAUUGCUGGCCUGGUUUACCUUACCAUCGGGGAGAUUUCCGACCCCGACCAGUACAUCAGCAUAACUUUCUCAGAAAGUUCUCUGUGGAUCUCCGGAGAACGUAGUGAUGGUACUGCGGACAGCGGCUUGGAUGAGGCGCUGUAUAUCCGGCCCUCGGGACCCGGGGUGUACACGGUUCCGCGGGAGCGCGAACGUGGUGGUUUCCGAUAUCUGUCUUUAGCACACAAUGGGACGGGGUCUGUAGAGGUGAAGGAUGUCUAUACGCACUUUACUCCUAUGCCGCACUAUGCCGAAGAUCAGCUGAGGAACUAUACCGGAUUCUUCCACUGCGAGGACGAACUGAUUAACAGGGUGUGGUAUGCCGGAGCAUAUACAAACCAGAUGUGUACCAUCGAUCCUAGAUACGGAAACGCACUUCCGUUCUUGCGCAUCAUCAACUCUGGCGACAACCUCACCACCCCUGUACCGUGGUUUAACAACUAUACAAUCACCAAUAGGACAUCCGCACUUGUUGAUGGAGCGAAGCGUGAUCGGCUUGUGUGGGCUGGAGACAUGGCCAUUGCAGUUCCUGCGAUCGUCGUCUCUUACAACGACCUAAUCAGCGUCCAAAACUCUCUCGAUUCUCUGUUCGCCCUGCAGAACGCGAGCACCGGGCAGCUACCGUACGCUGGGCAGCCGUUCUCAGAGCUAGGCAUAUACUCAGCAACAUAUCACCUAUACACAUUGAUCGGAGUUUCAGACUUCUAUCUCUAUUCCGGCGACUACGACUAUCUCACCUCCCUCUGGUCCGACUGGAAACGCGCUAUGGCCUUCUCUUUGAGCUUCAUCGACGACAGCAGCCUGAUGAACGUUACCUCCCCCGCCGACUGGCUCCGCUUCGGUAUGGGCGGCCACAACAUCGAAGCAAACUCAAUCCUCUACUACACCCUCAACGCCGGCCUCGUCCUCGCCGACGCCCUCAACGACACCACCGUCGUCCAAAACUGGACCGCCGCAGCCGCCGGCAUCAAAGCAGCCGCCAACACCCUUCUCUGGGACGCCUCCGCCGGUAUGUACCGCGACAACGAGACGACGACGCUGCACCCGCAGGACGGCAACUCGUGGGCCGUGGUAUCCAACAUUACGGACGAGCCCGCGAAGAACUUGGCGAUCAGCCAGGGCCUAAGGGAACGGUGGACGCCGUAUGGCGCCCCCGCGAUUGAGGCUGCUGAUGCAGUUAGCCCGUUUAUCUCGGGGUUUGAGAUCCAGGCGCAUGUUAGAGCCGGGAAUGCGACGAGGGGACUCGAGCUAGUGAGGCUGCAGUGA